Candidula unifasciata is the source of this 456-nucleotide messenger RNA. Lineage: Eukaryota; Metazoa; Mollusca; Gastropoda; Stylommatophora; Geomitridae. The record is from the annotation of a GenBank genome assembly.
AAACUGGAUAACGCCCAGCUUGUCAAGUCAGGUGCUCAAGAAGUCCAGGAGGAGGAUCUGUUUCCAGUGUCUAUGGUAGCCAGCAGUACCUCAUCCUGUGAAGCACAUCCUGAGUUGGCAGGUCCUGUCCUGAAUGGCCAUGGUGAUAUCACGAUAUCAGACUUUGACAUCUCCAUGUCUUCUGUGUCAGUGGGUCCUGAUGCCGGAGACAAGUUUCUGGAUAUGGUUUUACAAAAUUCUGAGCAGGGCUUCUCUGGCUUGAUUUCCACACCAAGGAAAGUACAGAGCACAGAGUCACACCAACAUAUUUUAGCGGACGGAGCAGCAAGUUUUGACCCAUCUAUCCUCCGCACCCCACCUCAUCACACAGGCAUAUCAAAUUACCUUCACCUAUCUAACAUUUUUCCUUCUCCCAUAAAAUUGAGUAUUUCUGGCAAACCAUGGAUCAAUAUGGAU